AUGUCCGCGGAGAACCUAAGUCAGACCGCCAGCAAACUACCAUUGACAAUGGUAGUGCAAUCGUUUGAGGAGCAGUUACAGCUGUACAAAGAUAACCUUGGCCCACGGUUCGCUGAUAACGAUAAUCUCAAGACACAUGUCAACGUAGCCGAGGUGCUCCUCUAUGAGAUCGCUGUCUCGGACCAACACUCUGCAACAUCCUAUCUUCCUCUAACUGACCGACUCCAACUUCUAUGGGCUUGUGUCCGAUCUUUAAAGACAUUUUUCGACAUCCGGUUCGAUCAUCGAGAAAUGGAACGCCCACGUUUCCUGUGUAUGAGUGCGUCUGAACUUGUGUACACUAUCAUUGUUGGUAUCAAGGUCGUAACACUUCAAUUACCCGGGUGGAACCUUGCCCAGAUACAUGCAGAGCUUGACAUGGUAGAGGUGAUGAGCCAGCAAGCCCAGGAUCUGGACAUCAUCGUGGGGCGCCGCAAACACGGCAACAUGCUAGGUACACCGACCCCCGGGGGAACGACAGCAGCUACACCCGCGCCUCCACCAGAUCCUUUCGAGAGACUUGUGAAGCAGCUGAAGUCAGUGAGAGAUUUGGUCAAGGCUGAGAGACAGCGUCUACUUACGGGAACUGGUAACGCUGAUCUCGUAGACUUCAGUCAAGACUUCUUGAUGGAUGAUUCAGGAACGGACUUUUGGCAAGCGGCGGCUACGAGAGGCUAUAAUGUAUGGAACAUUAUUGGUGACCCUGGUGUCCUGAAUGAGUCGACUUGA
Messenger RNA from Fusarium musae, 768 nucleotides. RefSeq lists its product as uncharacterized. Lineage: Eukaryota; Fungi; Ascomycota; Sordariomycetes; Hypocreales; Nectriaceae. The transcript is spliced from 2 exons. The coding region runs from base 1 to 768 and encodes 255 amino acids. The record is from RefSeq and is a predicted model, not a curated record.